CAGACGUUGAACCAUGAACGACGAGGCGCACUGGCCCCCAUCACCUCGAUCCCGGGAUCUGCGGGCGUUGCUCGCGUCGCUGCCUGAGCUGGGCCGACCUCCAAAGAGCACAGCGAGUGUCGCCAUCGAUCCUACUCGGCAAGUGCCAGAGAUGUUGUCGUCCAUGUUUCUCACAGAUGAGCUCCUGCAUAUGCGAAAAGAGAUACGCGAGCAAGCCGCGCUCCUACAUGCCAAGCUCGGCGCGAUCGAGCGGCUUGAAACCGAGAACGACGCGCGUGCAAAGGCGCUGGCCGACCGCGUCGACAGCCUCGAGCGCCGCCACGACGAAGCGCGGCUUGGUUUUGAGAAGAUGCUCCAUGCAUUGACACAAAGCGUCGAGGCCAAGCUUGGUACGCCUCGAGACCAUCUCGACAUCGCGCCAAUACUGUCUGGACUAGACGCUUUGGAGCAGCGUGUGGCUGCGCAGAGCAGUCUCCAGUCGCUCAACGAGGACCUUGGUCGGCUCAAGCUCCAUGAGAAGCAAGCGGCGGCGGCCGAGCUCGACCACCAAUUUCAGCAUCUCGCCGAUCAAAUUUCACGUGAAGCACGGUGCGUCGCAGCCGUCGCGACGCAGCACGACCAGCUGGUGGCCAAGAUGAGCGAGUUGGAGGCUGCUUGGCAUGCCAGCGCAGCGCUCUACGACAGUCGCAUCACGCAGACGCUCGAGCUCGCCAAUGCGCUCAACGCCGGCCAAGGGCUCUUGGAGGAAGCGUACAAGCUCGAGACGCAAAAGACGAUCGCGAGCUUGCGCAAACACCACGAUCGCGUGGAGCGCGAGUCAAGUAAGCUUCACGCUGCCCACGACACGCAGCUGCUGCAGCUUGAAGUGUUGAGCCGCGAGCUCCACACGAUGCGCGACUUCACGCAGCGGACCUCGGACGAGCUCAAGGAUGUCGUGAUCGGCGUCCGCAUGCAAAGCAACAGCAACACGUCGGCGCUGCGAACGCUCGCAGAAGAGAUCCUCAAGCUCAAGCGCCAUCGCGCCGAGGAAUUUCGGCGGGCGUCGUUCGAGGAGCUCCAAAAUCAUCGCGACGACACGAGCGACGAUGUCGUGACCGUCCUCAACAAGGCGCUGCUGCAGUCGUCGUAUGCCGCCUUUGUUCCGACAAAGCGAGGUCCGUCGCACAAGUAGCAAGUAACACGUACUCAACGAUGCGCGUGGGAUGAACGCUCGUCCGUGCGUCAUCAUCGUAACAGAAGCAA
Saprolegnia diclina VS20 is the source of this 1242-nucleotide messenger RNA. RefSeq lists its product as hypothetical. Lineage: Eukaryota; Oomycota; Saprolegniomycetes; Saprolegniales; Saprolegniaceae. The record is from RefSeq and is a predicted model, not a curated record. Bases 14 to 1171 code for a protein of 385 amino acids. The transcript has 7 exons.